Messenger RNA from Triticum aestivum (bread wheat), 933 nucleotides. RefSeq lists its product as uncharacterized. The transcript has a single exon. Bases 44 to 793 code for a protein of 249 amino acids. Lineage: Eukaryota; Viridiplantae; Streptophyta; Magnoliopsida; Poales; Poaceae. The record is from RefSeq and is a predicted model, not a curated record.
UGGAGAUCAGUGGAUCCACACCGUCCCAAGCACGACCGUGUCCAUGGCUGGGAAAAUGGAGGCCAAGCUCGCGGCCCCCGCGCUGCUCUCACUCGUCGCACUCACCCUGCUCGCGCACACGCUCCUCCUCCACCGUCCGCGCGCCACCGCCUGGCUCCUCUCCACCGUCGACGCCUUCGGGUUCGACGGCCGCCGCCUCGUCGAGCUCGUCAACAGGAGAAACAUGAUCCUCCUCUGCAACGCCAUCCUCCUGGUCAUCCUCAAGGACGCCGGGCUCCUGGCUGCUCCAGCUCGGCCACGCAGCUCCGCGGCCGUAACGGCCCGUGGAGCUGCGUGCUCCAGCUCCGAGGCACGGCCUCAGCCCAAGACUCGGCGGACCAGUACGGCGGCUGGCGCGACCGGCGACGACGAAGGUCGUCUCGAGCGUGAACAUCGAGGCGCUGAGACGGCCACGGCGCGAGUACGGCGCAGGAAGCCGCUGACGAGAGCGAGAGAGGGGGAAUAUGCCGCGACGGUCCAAGACAUGGAUCCCGCGGAGAAACAGAGAUCGGACUACAGCUUCAACCACUUUCAUCAUGGUGCUGGCUAUGAGAUUGCCGUGGUGGCGGAUAGGAUCUCUAGUUUGCAUGACGAGGGAAGCAGAGGAGGGGAGCACACGACCCGGCAGAAAGCACAGCCUGAGAUAGUUGACGACGUGGACGAGAUGAACAAGAAAUUCGAAGAGUUCAUCGCCAGCAUGAGGAGGAAGAUGCAUCUCGAGACCCUGCAGCUGCAGCAGCAGGUCGAGGUCUAGACACAGACCGGAAAAUGACGUACUGUAUGUAGAGUGACUAGUAGGCUGUAGAGAUUCGACAAAUGUUGCCGGAAAUGGAUGUCAUGCAUAUGUAAUUUUAUAGUAUUAGAAACCUGAAAUUAUGGGAGAAAUUGUUGUUC